AUGAUAAAACGCAUUUUUCGUUUAAGAAAAAUAGUAUCGGCAAACCUAAUACGAGAUGUGCCAACCAAUCGCAAGAUAAGUACGAUUACCACUACUUUAAGCGAUCGACUGUUGGAUUCGGUGAAGGAAUCGGUCGACAACUUUAUGGCCACAGAUUACGUCCAGAAUAUACUAAUGACGGGAGAGAUGACUGAAUACAACAUACAGUACGCGAAAAUUCACUGGAAGAGAUCCAAAGACAUCAUUGGAGGCGAACGACUAGUAGACAAAAAGGCCUACAGUCUAUCGCCCACUGAAUAUGAUAAUCAAACUAUGGCUGAAUUGUGUCGAGUAUUGCCUGUAGUAAUAGCGCAAUAUUAUGACGGAUUUGAGCAACUAUUGGGAGGCAUUGGCCCAGAGAUCACGUCGUUGGCAAUGGAUGAGUCAAUGAUCGACUAUAACAUAAUGUUUUACACGGAAAUGAAGCAUGGUUCAUUUGUGCGGCUAAUCGCCAGCCAAUUGGUUUCCGUUUGGUUUAUAGAUGAGAUGUACGAGUACUUGAAACUUCAGUCCCAAUACGCGCCCACCCCGUUGUCCAACUAUCUCCUGUAUCUGGACUUUGAUAAUAAGGCGCUAUUGACUGUAUUGAGGAGUUUAAUCGAUCCCAAAGCUGGCGAUAUAUCGGCUGAAGAGGAGACACAACUCAUUCAAUUGGUUAAGGAAGUGAAUGACGUGGAGAUCAAUAGGAUUACCACUACUUUAAGCGAUCGACUGUUGGAUUCGGUGAAGGAAUCGGUUGACAACUUUAUGGCCACAGAUUACGUCCAGAAUAUACUAAUGACGGGAGAGAUGACUGAAUACAACAUACAGUACGCGAAGAUUCACUGGAAGAGAUCCAAAGACAUCAUUGGAGGCGAUAAUAUAUUUGGGAGUGUGGCGCAAUACUGGUUUUUCAUAGUCUGGACUUUGAAAUGUGCCUCACAUUGCAUUCCCGGGACAGAGGAUGGGAUUUCGAUUCCCAGUAAUACUACUCCUUGUCUUAUCGGAGAAUCCGAAGAAUUUCCAAGCCUAUGUAAAGAACAGCACCAAUUGGUUAGUGUAUAUACAGAUGAUUGUAACGGUGUAUUUGAAGUGGACAAAAAGGCCUACAGUAUAUCGCCCACUGAAUAUGAUAAUCAAACUAUGACUGAAUUGUGUCGAGUAUUGCCUGUAGUAAUAGCGCAAUAUUAUGAAGAAUUUGAGCAAUUAUUGGGAGGCAUUGGCCCAGAGAUCACGUCUAAGGCAAUGGACGAAUCAAUGAUCGACUAUAACAUAAUGAUUUACACGGAAAUGAAGCAUGGUUCAUUUGUGCGGCUAAUCGCCAGCCAAUUGGUUUCCGUUUGGUUUAUAGAUGAGAUGUACGAGUACUUGAAACUUCAGUCCCAAUACGCGCCCACCCCGUUGUCCAACUAUCUCCUGUAUCUGGACUUUGAUAAUAAGGCGCUAUUGACUGUAUUGAGGAGUUUAAUCGAUCCCAAAGCUGGCGAUAUAUCCACUGAAGAGGAGACACAACUCAUUCAAUUGGUUAAAGAAGUAAAUGACGUGGAGAUUAAGCAUCAUAUUAAGGAAGGCCUGUCGCAAGUGAUACGUGUAGACCACCGGAGCGACGCCAUCGAGUUUGACUACACGUGCGGACCCAUUCCGAUGGCCGACGGUAACGGCAAAGAGCUGGUGUUUUGGUGGCAGACAAACCUGACUACUGGUGGCGUGUUUUACACCGAUAGUAAUGGACGACAAACGAUGCGUCGCCGCCGCGACUAUCGGCCCACAUAUAACCUGACGGUUACUCAGCGCCAUAAGGGACGAGGCGGCCGGCUUGCAAUUGCAUAUACGGCAUUGUAUAACCCGCUGCCCCGUAAUAUACAUUUGCUAACACUAGAGCGAUGGGCGAAUCGGACCCUAUUGUUACGGUUGGAGCACUUUUACCAGUGGAAUGAGUCGCGCGAGUGGUCAACACCCGUGAGGGUUGAGCUCCGGGAUGUGUUCCGCGAGUUUGUGGUGUACGACGUGAAGGAGACCACUUUGAGCGCCGCCGAGAAUAUACUGGCCGUACGGCGGCUCCGAUUCUCAGAAACUAAUACCAAUAAACGAUUUGAGCCCAAACGCCAUGAGCUAAACACUACGGAUCUGUCGGUCAUUAUUAACCCGAUGGAAAUUCGCACGUUUAUUAUUAAAACUAAGCCUAGAUAG
This is a messenger RNA of Medioppia subpectinata, 2208 nucleotides long. The record is from the annotation of a GenBank genome assembly. Lineage: Eukaryota; Metazoa; Arthropoda; Arachnida; Sarcoptiformes; Oppiidae.